Zea mays is the source of this 2415-nucleotide messenger RNA. Its product is annotated as OSJNBb0045P24.5-like protein. The transcript is spliced from 2 exons. NCBI's taxonomy places the organism in Eukaryota, Viridiplantae, Streptophyta, Magnoliopsida, Poales, Poaceae. Bases 23 to 2230 code for a protein of 735 amino acids. The record is from RefSeq and is marked validated.
CUUUGAGAGGAGCUGAGAGAGGAUGAGCGAGUCUGAGUCGUCCAACACGGCGGGCUUCGCCGCGGCCCUGGAGCUGUGGCAAGAAAACCAGCUGCGCAUCCUCGUCCUGAUUAGCCUCGCCACCCAGUGCUUCCUCUUCGUCUUCGCGCCGCUCCGUCAGCACCGGAUCCCAGGUCCGCUGAGGCUCUCCAUCUGGCUGGCCUACCUGGGCAGCGACGCCGUGGCCAUCUACGCCCUCGCCACCCUCUUCAACUCCCACCGGUGCGACACCGGCACCGGCACCGGCACCGCCCGCGCCGGCGUGGAGCUGCUGUGGGCGCCCAUCAUGCUGGUGCACCUGGGUGGCCAGGACAGCAUCCCGGCCUACAACAUCGAAGACAACGAGCUGUGGCGGCGGCAUGUCGUGACAGCGGUGUCUCAGGUCGCCGCUGCUAUCUAUGUCUUCGUCAAGUCGUGGCCAAAAUCCAUGGCGGCGACUGCUGCCCAUCUAGUGGUUGACCAAGACACUCGUAACCGGAUAAAUGCCUUCAUGGCCCAUAAAAGUGAGAUGGCGGCUUACGGGAGAAUCUUGGGACCAGCGCUUCUUCUCUUCUUCUCUGGGAUCACCAAAUGCGUGUGCAAGCCCUGGGACCUCAAGAGGGUCAGCGUCAACAGCCUCGUGGACUCCUCCUCAUCGGGCUCCUCGGAAGAGAAGGGCGAUGCCGGUGAGAGUGAGAUGAUGGAUUCGCUUCAGGAGUACGUGGGAGCUGCAGCACAGUAUUUCGAGUCCGUCGGCCAUGAGGAGGAGGAGGAGGACGACGACGCCGCCUGUAAAGCAGACGAAGUUUGGAAGCCCUACAACCUGUGCGUGGACCUGGCGCCCCCCUACUCCGGCCGGCUGAGCUGCCUGAAACACCUGGCGCGCAGCCCAGCGGACGAAGCCCAUCGCCUGGUGAAAUCCAGCCUCUCCGCGACGUUCCACCAGCUCUACACCAAGGAAUCCCUGAAGCUGCACGACAUGUCGCACAUUGUACUUACAGACAACCGCGCCUUGAACCGCUUGAAGCUGGUCACCUCGGCUCGAGGGCUCCGGACGGUAGCCGCGGCCACACUGCUUGGGGCGAUCGCGGCGUUCUACGGAGAAGGCGACGUUGACCAGGACCCGACGGACGUCACCAUCACGUACGCCCUGCUGUGGUCUGCUUUCGUGAUGGAGUGCGUCUUGCCCACCGUGAUCCACCACACGUUCGCCUGGAUAGAGCGGCUGUUCACCGGGCACCGGACGUGGCCGGACCAGGUCGCGCAGUACAGCCUCAUGGGGUACGUGGCACGCGGCCGGAGCCACUCGUGGCUCAUGAAGGCGGUGGCCUGCCUCGGCUGCGGGGACCUGGUCGACCAGCUCUGGACCAUGAAGCCGCGCAUGGGUGCUUCGUCCAGGGAGAUCACCGGCCUGGUCCACGCCCACGUCGCCGGAGCGUGGAUGCAGGGCCACAUAGCCGGCGCGGACUCGUUCCGGGCGUUCAACGACUACCGAGGCCAGUGGACUCUCGGCAACUGCAGGGAGAUCGGGGUCGGCGUAUCAUCAUCCAUGGUGGUACUCAUGAGCAGCGUGUCGAGGCCGUUCGACGAGAGCGUCCUCGUCUGGCACCUCGCCACCGACUUCUGCUUCCACUUACUCCAGGUCCAGGGAGACCCGUCCCGCGCCAACGCCACCGCCCGCCGCUGCAUCGAGAUGUCCAACUACAUGGCCUACCUUCUCUUCGUCAAGCCGGAGAUGCUGAUGCCCGGUGCCCGGCGCAAGCUGUUCAGGGACGCGUGCCGCGAGCUCGUGGGCCUGCUCGAGGAGGAUCGUCCUGACGCGCCGCGGGCACGGGGCAAGAGAGACCUCGCACACAAGGUCGUCCAGCUGCUCAAGAGGGACGGAGACGACGUCCUGGGCUCAGCGGGCGUCGGCGUCGUUCGCCGGGCUUGGUGCGUAGCCGAGAAACUCGUGGAUUCGCACAGUGGCGACGAGGAGAAGAUGUGGACCGUGAUACAGGGCGUGUGGGUGGAGAUGCUCUGCUUCUCGGCCAGCAGGUGCAAAGGCUACCUGCACGCCAAAGGCUUGGGAACGGGCGGGGAGUACCUGUCCUACGUAUGGCUCCUGCUCCUCUACAUGGGGAUGGAGACCUUGGCGGAGAAGAUGCAGAGGACGGAGCUGUACGAGGGCUCCACUGCAGCAGCGUUAUCCAUCAGUGGCCAGAAUGUUUGAUACCGCUCGGUCUAACUACUCUUUGGAAGGAUCGGAGUCUAAUCCUCUCAAGUUUAGAUAAAUUUUAAGAUAAUAAUGUUUAUUGUUAGAUGUGUAUCCAGAUCCGUCAAGCCACGGACAAGCGUGCUUCUCCUUUUCGCAAUUUCUCCUAUUGGUAAUGUUUGUUUGGACUGGUCGUAUUUAGA